AUGGCCUUCUGGAGCUCAUCCCCCCGUCUCCCACUCCUCCUUGGCCUCCUGUCUCUCCUCCUUCUCCACCCUAUCACCACCACCACCUCUUCCGCCAAUGGCCUCCGCAUCAUCAAGACCGUCGUCCGCCGCCCCUCCUCCUCACCCCCACACAUCCCCCCCUUCCGCGAAGCUCCCGCCUUCCGCAACGGCGACGCCUGCCCGUCCAACGACGCCGACCGCAUCCACAUCACCAUGACCCUCGACGCGAACUACCUCCGAGGCACCGUUGCAGCCGUGCUUUCCAUCCUUCAGCACUCCACAUGCCCGGAAAACAUCUCAUUCCAUUUCAUUUCUUCCGAGUUUCUGCCGGAGAUCCUGUCCAGCCUCAAGUCCACGUUCCCUUACCUCAACUUCAACGUCUACCCCUUCGACUCGAACCGGGUGCGGAAGAAGAUCUCCCGGUCCAUUCGACUAGCUCUGGAUCAACCCUUGAACUACGCCAGAAUUUAUCUAGCAGACGUUAUCCCGGCGGAGGUGGGAAGGGUUAUAUAUUUGGAUUCGGACCUCGUUGUGGUGGACGACAUACGGAAGCUGUGGGAUGUGGAAUUGGGAGACAAGGUGGUGGCUGCGCCGGAAUACUGCCAAGCAAAUUUCACCAACUACUUCACGGGAGCGUUUUGGGCAGACCCGAAAUUGACGAGAACGUUGGAAGGGCGGAAGCCGUGUUAUUUCAACACGGGAGUGAUGGUGAUGGAUGUGUAUAAAUGGAGGAGAGAAGGGUAUACACAGAAGGUGGAGGAGUGGAUGGAAGUGCAGAAGCACAAGAGGAUAUAUCACUUGGGGUCAUUGCCACCAUUCUUGCUGGUUUUGGGUGGGAACAUUAAGGCAGUGGAUCACAGAUGGAACCAGCACGGGUUGGGCGGUGACAACUUUGAAGGGAAGUGUAGGAGCCUUCAUCCAGGGCCCAUAAGCCUUCUCCAUUGGAGUGGGAAGGGGAAGCCAUGGUUGAGGUUAGAGUCUAGGAAGCCAUGUGCCGUCGAUCAUUUAUGGGCGCCCUACGAUCUCUACCGUUCGUCCAGAGUGACAUUGGAAGAAUGA
This is a messenger RNA of Malania oleifera, 1080 nucleotides long. RefSeq names its product probable galacturonosyltransferase-like 4. Bases 1 to 1080 code for a protein of 359 amino acids. The record is from RefSeq and is a predicted model, not a curated record. NCBI's taxonomy places the organism in Eukaryota, Viridiplantae, Streptophyta, Magnoliopsida, Santalales, Ximeniaceae. The transcript has a single exon. Gene Ontology annotation, cellular component: Golgi apparatus. Gene Ontology annotation, molecular function: glycosyltransferase activity.